GUCCAAAUUCAACCUUCGACUGCAGCGGAUCGUCGCUACUACCACGGCUAUAUAACGGUUUUAUUUUGAAUACUGAAUCCGAUUCAGGUUCGGUUUCAGGUUCGAGAUCCAGACAGUAAAACCAAACAUUUGGAAUAAUUUUAAUUAGGAGAUGAUGUCUCCGUCAUCGCGCUCGUUUUGCAAGAUACUCGUCGUUAUGGCCCUAGGAUGCCUGCAUUUUUGUAGUGGAAUUGCCCGGGAUUCGACGGCCAGAACCAUCUACUACAGGAAUAUACCCCCAGACUCACUUGGCCACUACAGCUUCGAUUUCCAGACCACCAAUGGCAUCACCACCAAGGGGGCUGGCAACGAAAACGGAGCAGUGGGAGUGGUCCAGUAUGUGUCCCCCGAGGGCAUUCCGGUGACCUUUUCGUACGUGGCCGAUGCGAAUGGAUAUCAGCCAACCGGAGAUAUGAUUCCCACGAUUCCGCUGCAUGUAAUCCGCCAGUUGGAAUAUAUUCGAACCCACUCGCCCGUAGACGAGCGGAGGUCGAGGCGCUGGUAAAAAAUCAGAUACCAAAAUUCCAUAUUAAAACAAUUAUAUAUUGACUCUUAAAUAGCUGUCAAUUAUUGCCUGGCUGAAUGCCGUUGCAGUUGAGGAAUAUUUAAAUUUUGUAUUUAUGUUUAUCGUUUUCACAUGCAACUUGUGACAUACUCAACGGCAAUCAGCCGGCAACAGAAUCAUGCCAAAAUAUAUAGCAAACAAAUAAAUAUUCUAGAAAUAUAAAUAAA
This is a messenger RNA of Drosophila ananassae, 771 nucleotides long. It is a transcript of the gene Cpr78Ca, whose product is annotated as pupal cuticle protein Edg-78E. Gene Ontology annotation, molecular function: structural constituent of chitin-based larval cuticle. The transcript is spliced from 2 exons. Gene Ontology annotation, cellular component: chitin-based extracellular matrix. Bases 152 to 544 code for a protein of 130 amino acids. Lineage: Eukaryota; Metazoa; Arthropoda; Insecta; Diptera; Drosophilidae. The record is from RefSeq and is a predicted model, not a curated record.